AUGAGUUUGGAGCUUCAUAGUGACAGUAUGAGUGCAAUUCUUCUUGCUAAGCACAUUGAUUCUCAUGCCAAGGCAAAGCACAUUCAACUGAGCUUCUUCAAACCUGCAAGUAGAGAACAUAGUAUCAUCAACGGUCAUGAUGAGAGAUCAUUAUCAUCUUCUGCAAGGCCGCGGUUUGUUUCAGCCGAGUUUAAUGGGGGAGCUGGAUUGGCUAAGUUUAAACUAGCCCCUUCGACUUCAACCCCUAUCCCCAGUCCUGCUUACUUCUCCAUGACUGGAGGCAUCAGCCCCACUGAGCUUCUUCGCUCUCCAAUGUUUCUUUCUUCCUCAAAUAUGACGGCUUGUUCUCAAGAAACUGAGAGCUUAUCUUCACAAGCCUUCAAGUGGAAAAAUAGCAGUAUUAACUAUAACCAAGGAAUAAUGGAGGAAUCCAAGUCCUACUCUGAUCAUAUAUCCUUCCAAAAUUCUGGCAGAUCGGCAAACUCGCAACCUUCUUGUUUUCUUCCUUCAACCGCGGGUCUAGUGAUGUCUUCGGAAAAAGAAGCACUAAGAGAACACCAACAACUAUGGAGCUACAAACAUCCAAAUGAAUCAAAUUCAUCAAUGUUUCCAUUUGCUCCACAACCAAGCAGUCAUGAGGAGCCUGAGCACCUCAACAAUUCAAUCAUGGCGGCUCAAACCCUAAGUGAUCAAAGGGGAACAGAAGAUGGAUAUAAUUGGAGAAAAUAUGGUCAGAAGCAAGUGAAAGGAAGUGAAAAUCCUAGAAGCUACUAUAAGUGCACUUACCCUAACUGCCCAUCAAAAAAGAAAGUCGAGAAGUCUUUAGAAGGCCAAAUAACUGAGAUUAUAUACAAAGGAAAACAUAAUCAUGCAAAACCUAUGCCAACAAGAAGGAACACAUCUUGUUUCGGAUCAGAACAGGUUCAUUUAAAUUCUCAAAUGCUUGAUUCUACAGCAACUACAGAGAAUUCUUCAGCUUCAUAUGGAGAAAAUGAUUUUCAUAUGAACUCUAUGAGGACAAAAUCUCAGGGAGAUGGUUUUGAUGAGGAUGAGCCUGACUGGAAGAAAUCAAAAAAUGAUUCUGAGAGUGAAGAAAUCUCAGGCAAUGGAAACAUAAGAACGCCUAAAGUAGUGAUUCAAACCACAAGCGAUAUGGAUGUUCUCGAUGAUGGCUAUCGGUGGAGGAAGUAUGGGCAAAAGGUGGUGAAGGGGAAUCCAAAUCCAAGGAGCUACUACAAGUGCACAAGUGCUCGUUGCCCGGUGAGAAAACAUGUAGAGAGGGCAUCGACAGAUCUAAGGGCAGUGAUCACUACAUACGAAGGGAAGCACAAUCAUGGCGUCCCUCCACCUCGAGGAAAUGGAAGCAUGAUUAGCAAGCCAAUGCUGAACAACAACUUCUACGAUUUCAAUAAUUUUACAAUGCCAACAAGGCCGAUGGCCAUGCCAACCCACAUAAGCCAGGUGGCUAAUGAUUCCUUGUUUGGUUCGAGGCAAAACUUCGGAUUGGACAGCUUCGGGUUCUCGAGAUUUGAUAAUGUGAUGGGUGGUUUUUAUGGAAAUCAGCAGCAGCAGUAA
Messenger RNA from Phalaenopsis equestris, 1575 nucleotides. Its product is annotated as WRKY transcription factor WRKY24-like. Gene Ontology annotation, biological process: regulation of DNA-templated transcription. The transcript is spliced from 7 exons. Bases 1 to 1575 code for a protein of 524 amino acids. The record is from RefSeq and is a predicted model, not a curated record. NCBI's taxonomy places the organism in Eukaryota, Viridiplantae, Streptophyta, Magnoliopsida, Asparagales, Orchidaceae. Gene Ontology annotation, molecular function: sequence-specific DNA binding; DNA-binding transcription factor activity.